Molecule: messenger RNA, 1242 nt
Organism: Sordaria macrospora k-hell
Lineage: Eukaryota; Fungi; Ascomycota; Sordariomycetes; Sordariales; Sordariaceae
Molecular function (GO): carbon-sulfur lyase activity
Source: RefSeq, a predicted model, not a curated record
AUGUCUACCGAAACAGGCAGUAAGGCCACCAUCUCUUGCCUUUGCGGUUCCAUCCGACAAACUGUAACCCUCUCCCCCGUGGAUACCGACAUCGUCUUCUGCCACUGUACAGCCUGUCGACACAUGAGCGGGCAGCUCUUCACAUCAUAUGUUGCCCUCUCCUCAGCUCCCACUUCCCUCGUCAGCCUGAAGAAAUACAACUCAGGCCCGGAUCACCCAAAUCUUGAAACAACAUGUUACUACUUCUGCUCAACAUGUGGUUGCCACGUCUUCCAGCGCUCGAGUUAUUACUCCGACAGUGAUGCCUCCAACGACGAUAGCAAUGACAAGGAACAAUUCGAAUGGUCGGUAGCAACAGGCGUCAUCACAUCAUCCGAGAAUGACAACCCAAACCACAGAAUACAAUGGCAGCACCAGAAGGCGGACGACACCAAAGAUCUGGGGCUAUCUCUCUGGCUUCCAUCCGCAUCCAACUCCACAUCCACAUCCACAUCCAACAUCGGCCAAAAAGCCACCAAAAUCCCCGACAUCAUCACUGUUCCGAACACCCGCAACACAAAGGAUCUCAACAACAUCUUCCCCGCAGCCUGCCACUGCAAACGCAUCUCCUUUCACCUCACCCGCCCCUCUCAAGCCAGCAUCCUUCCCCACCGCGGCUACCCAGACGCCAUGUACUCGUACGCCGCGGAGCCAGAAAGGCUGACCUCAAAUCCUCAUGACGAGAAGUGGUGGCUCCGCGGGCCUGAACCACAGUGUACCUCGUCCACCUCCAGCAGAACUCCUCCGCUAGGCGUUGAAAGUAUUACCAGUUUCACCCGAUACUUCACCGGCGCCUGCGUGUGCAAAUCCUGCCGCCUGGCCUCUGGCUUCGAGAUUCAGUGCUGGGCAUUUGUGCCGAGGUGUAAUAUCCAGUUUGCCUCCGUUGUUGAAGGUACCCUGGACUUCGAUGCCCUCCCCCCGGGCCUUCUCAAGAGGUACGAAUCCUCCCCCGGAGUUUGGAGGGAGUUUUGUCCCACCUGCGGAGCCACGGUGUUUUAUCACGCGGAGAAGGCGAAGGAUGUGAUUGAUGUCAGUGUUGGUUUGUUUGAUGGCGACAGGGGAGCUAGGGCGGAGGAUUGGUUAGAAUGGGGGAGGGAGAGGGUGUCAUAUGCUGAAGAAGUCAGGGAGGGAAGGAAGGACGGGAUGGCCGACUGGGCGGAGAGGCUUCUAAAAGGGCUUGAGGAGGGCAUGAAGGGGUCUUGA